Molecule: messenger RNA, 7743 nt
Organism: Anguilla anguilla (European eel)
Lineage: Eukaryota; Metazoa; Chordata; Actinopteri; Anguilliformes; Anguillidae
Gene: casp8ap2
Product: caspase 8 associated protein 2
Exons: 10
Coding region: 204-6200 (1998 amino acids)
Biological process (GO): Fas signaling pathway; extrinsic apoptotic signaling pathway via death domain receptors
Cellular component (GO): mitochondrion; PML body
Molecular function (GO): transcription corepressor activity
Source: RefSeq, a predicted model, not a curated record
UACGCUCACAGAGACCGCGGGAAAAUGUCGUUAUUUCCUGUUUUGGGGAAGGUCCUGGUGGCUUGGCGCGUCUCUUUGCUAGUUUGGUGAAAGGGAACAACCUAGAUAGUGAGUUGGAUAAUUGUUCAGAACGACCGACCUAACCAUACACGUUUUUCCUAAUGAAGCUACUUUGGGAAGGUUGUUUUUGAGUGCUGAGUAAGAUGGAGCAAGGCUUUUUGGACCAUAUGUAUGGGGAUCUUGGCUCUGGACAUUUGGAAUCUCCUGUGGCCCACGAUGAUGAUUCGGUGGAUAUUUACUCUGGCCUGGACAACAGUCCCAGGAUCAGCCAAACUGCAGAGAAAUCUUGCACACCCUUCUCACCUAGAAGACUAAAAGAUUCUAUGGAUUUAUAUGAAGAAAUAAUCAAAGAGGAGCAGCAGGAAAAAGAAGCUACUUGCAAUGAGCUUAAGACCAAAUUGGAUGCAGCACAAAACCAUGUGAAAGAAUUGCUGCAAAAGCUAGAGCAAAUUCAACUGCAGAACACAAGUUUGCAGACACAAAAUAUGUGUCUCAAGAAGAACAUAUGUGCUCUCUUUAAAACUGCCCGGAUGGAGAUUUUGCGGAAGGAUGACGAGAUAAGCAGGCUUACUCAAAGAGGUGGAAGGGGUGGAUAUUGUCCAUCUUUCACUCGAUCACAGAAUAAUUUCCAGAGGAACCAAGAUUCCAGCCAGAAUUCUGCGCCAACCCAUAAUCCAGCUGCACGGCCCGAAAAUCAACGCUCAAGGGUGAACGGUGUUCCAAAGGGACUUCCUAAACCUCACACAGAGGCCAGAAGUGUCAGCUUGCACCCUGAACCCCUGGUUACUUCUCUUGUGACAACUGCCUCUUCUGAAAAUUCAAGAUCCACAAGAACUGACUCUGGGGUUCCUGAUAGUCUCAGUGAUUCAGAUAUUACCAGUAGCGACAGAGAUCCUAAUAUUCUACAAACUCCCAAACAAAAGGGUCUGAUCCAGCAAACUUGCAAAUCAUAUCUGGAGAAUAAUGACAAACCUAAAGGUUUUAGAAUGCAAACUGUCAAUUCCCUGGACAAAAGCAGAAAGUCCCAGCGUUCUGAGGUAGGGGACCACCAAGACCAUCGUGGUGCCUUGGAUGCCAGCAAAGAAAAGAAAUUGAACAGUAGGGAGAAGUCUGGCAAAGAAAGCAAGCAGUCUGAAAAGGAUUGCAUGAACUCCAGCCGAGCCAGACACCAGGCCUCGUACUCAGAGCUUCACAGGAAUUUGGAGAGGGGCAAAAGCCCUCCACAUCAGAGGAACCAUAGUCCAACAACAGGCGGUUCAUACCGCACAGCCUCCAGUUCUCACUCACAAAAAAUGAGGUCCAGAGACAUAGAGCCACCUGCUAAGGGCAUCAGUCGAGAGAGCAGGUCCGGAGAAGUGGAGCCAUCAGCCAGGAGCAGCAGUCGAGAGAGCAGGUCCGGAGAAGUGGAGCCAUCAGCCAAGAGCAGCAGACGAGAGAGCAGGUCCAGAGACAUGGAGCCACCAGCCAAGAUCAGCAGUCACAAGAGCAGGCACAGUCAUAGCCGGGACAGGGGUGAACAAAAUGCCCUUAUGUCCUUUGGCAGAGAAGGAAAGCACUCCAUCUCUGACCAGGGCAGGCUCACAAACAAGUCAAGUGCUUCCAGCCACAAGGGGUCAGGAAGUCCCAUGAGAGAACAUUGCAGAAAAGAGGAGAGGAGUCGAGAGGAGCGGAAUUGUAACAGAGAAAGAAAAGGCUAUGUAACAGAUAAGAACACGGAUUGUGAGAGAAAUAAAGGAAAAGACACCGAUAAAAGGCUGAGGGACAGUAACAGAAAAGUUGAGGAGAUAAAGGACAAAGUAUUACAGAGCAAUGUCUGUUCAAAGAAUGGCACGCAAACCACUCCUAACACUUUAACUACUUCCGCUGACUGCAGUGACCUGGUCAAAAAAGGUCAGGAGGCCAGAAAAGGUCAGGCCCAACACCUUGCACUAGUCCUGGCUAAGGUGCCAGUGAAUAAUGGUGUGGAACCAGAAUCUUCAGUAGGGCAUGAAGCAGGUGAUAAAAUCCUCCCUGAAGAAGGCAAUCGAAAUAGAAAGUUAAGUUUCAUGGAAACACUCAAUCUUACUUUGUCCCCAGUUAAAAAAUCAAGGCUGUCCUCAGAAUGCAAGGAACAAGAAAGUGGCCAGUAUGAAGAUAUUCCGGAAGGUCCACAUGAGGAGACCAGCCAGUUUCAUUUAGAAGAGGAAUUUUGUGUGAUCGAUGAGUUGGACAGUAAUGAAAUUUCUAAAGAAAUGGACGAGGUUUUUGAAGCACCAGCAGCAAACAGUUCUGAAAUCUGUGAGGCAGAAAAAGGUCAAGGGCCACUCCCAGGACUAGAGCUUAACAAUGUUGAAAAGGAAAAUGAACGGGGCAAGGAGGAAGGUCUAAUUAAGACACACAUUUCUAGCAUGAAGACAAAAUGCGAUUCAGAAAGCAUUGUAGAUGAAAAUACAGUCCUUCAAAGUGCUGACCGUAAAUUGCCAACUGCCUCUGUAGAUCAGCGCUCCAAACUUACCGCAUCACAGGAGCCCAUUGACAGCCAGGGGUCUGGCUCUACAUCAGAAAUGGUUGAUGGUGAUGUAAUGACAGCUCUGCUGACAGAGUCUCUAAAUUGUGCUACAGAAGGCCUUACUGGGGCUUCUGUGGUUCACACGGUACAAAUGACAGAUGACAUCCACAUGUGCAGCUCGAACAGUGAAGGGAGAACCUCUUUGGAGUGUGAAUCCCCGUCAGUUAAAUCUGUAGAGUCUGUGGCCCAUGAUCCAGCUAUUGUCUGUGUGGCAAAUUGUUCUCCUGACAGUGGCAACAAUGCCCAAUUGGAGUGCCAGAAGAUUCGGCUUGCUGUCCUGCCCGAGUCCAUUAGCCAAGAUGCAGCCACCUCUGUUCCUGUCAAUACGCAUCCUAGGGGUGACCGAACUGGUGAAGAAGCUUGUGAUGUGUCCACAGAUGCUGUGUCUAGCACUGUUAGUAUAGAGGUGGUUUCUCAGAGUACCGACAGUGUUGUCCCUAGUAUUGUGGAAACAGUAGUGAUUUCCAGCACAGAGGCCGAAAAAUAUAUUGAAAAAUCUGUGACAAACCGGAACCUGACAACACCACAAAGCGCUGAGAUGCCCAAGGUGAGCAGUACGUUCAGGGACGAGACUGUGCAGUCUGAGCAGGGCCGCAGUGGGUCUCUUCAGGUUGCCCCGGAUUGCUGCAUUUCAGAGCCAGAUUCCACUGAAGAUGAAGAAUGGAACAACAGGACAGAGCCUUCAAGUUCGGUUCCACUUGCCCAUGACGAGGACUCGAUGAUGCUGACCCUGAAGAACAUCCAGCUCAUUCCAGAAGCCAUCAGCCCUCUCACUAGCCCCAUCCGACCGGUGAAGAAGAACCUGCCUCACUGUUCUGGGAAUGCCCAACAUGUCAGAAGUCUGAGCAAAGAAGACUUUUCAUCAUUAACUGGAGUGAGGAGAAUGGAUGUGAAUAAGGAGAACGAGAAACCUCACUGCAGCUCUACACAAUUCCCGCCCGCGGACUCUAAUCAGACGCUGCCCUCACCUUCUUCCCGUUCCGAAGAUGAUAACGAACUGGAGGAGGGAGAAAUCGUGAGUGACAGUGAGGAGGAGGAGCCCCCAGUGAUUCCCAGUCCUCAGCUUCGAAAAACCCAGACUGUGACUGCCAGUAAAAUGCAGCCCAGCCCAAAGUCUCCAAGACUUGCCAAGAAACAAGCCCAGAAGGCUGCAGCGAUUUCACAAGGCCAUUCUGGAAUGAAAAACAAAACGACUUCCACACCUAAUAACAGCCCCAGUUCAAAUAAGAAGCACAAAACUGUUCUGCCUCUUUUGCCCAAAACCGAUCCUUCCUCCAUAUCUGAUGUAAUGGAUAUGUUAAAGUUGAUUCAGACCCAUUUGAGAAAAAAGUACAUGAAAUUUCAUAAGAAUCUUCCAAAGAAGUUAUUCUCCAGCAUUAUUGACAUGUCUCUCUGUUCUUUUACAGACUUUGUGAAUAAUGUUAGCUUCAGCAAAUUUUGCAGCCUAGAAAGCAUUCUGAAACCCAAACUUAAUCGCAUAAUUUCUGUCACUAUGAGUAAGAUCUCAAAUAAUGGCAUUGUCAAUCGCAUUUUUGAACAGCAGUCACCUAGCCUGAAGAAGAAGCUAUGGACUUUUGUUGAAGAACAGUUUGAAUUUUUGUUCAGGGAAAUCCAGACAGCAUUGACAAGUCUGUGUAAUCCAGCAGAAGUAAGGCAUUUUUCUAAGACCGAGAACAAAGUAGAGAGAAAUAAAGAAAAAAAGGUUUCCAAGGUGGCAGCUAAACCUCCUGUGACUACGGUGCCAACGCUAAAGAAGAAGGCUGCUGAGGUUGAUUUGGUGGAUGUGUCAGGGGUGCAGAACAAAGUCAAGCCUCCCACUAUCACACCACACAGGACUGGCUUGGGCAGUAGGGGAAAAAACCUUAAAAUGAACAGGGAGGAAGAUGACCAGCCAUCAGAAGCACAUGAUUUGCCAUCUUCUCACUCUCCAUCUAAGACUGCUCUCUCCCAUUCUAAGAAUUCCUCCUCAGGAGAGAAAUCGGCUACCUUUGUUCGCCGGCUGUCCCACAGCUCAGUCCAGGAUAAAUCAGACUUUGAAAUCCUCACUGAACAGCAGGCAUCUAGCUUGACUUUUAACUUAGUCACAGACUCUCAGAUGGGGGAGAUCUUCAAGUGCCUAUUACAGGGGUCGGACCUGCUGGAGAACAGCGUGUCUAUUGGGGAUGCUCACUGCUGGCCCGUGGGCACUCCUCGGAAGGAUACUAGUGGUGGAGAGAGUUCGUUAGUGGUGAUGACCCCGAACAAGACCACCUUGACCCCCUCAAAAGUAAUUGCAACGUGGUCCACAAUCUCGCCGUGCAAACUGUCUUCUCCAAACCCUAAAAUGCACAUUCCUCUGAACCCAGCAAUCCUGGAUGAGAGCUGCUUGUUGGAAGUUCCCUCCAGCAGCCUGCCCUUCUGUAAAGAGACGCCGUCGUCCACAGUGCCUUCGCAGAGGUCCUACUCCGUUUUAGCGGAGGAUCUGGCGGUCUCCCUCACCAUCCCCUCUCCUCUGAAGUCCGACGGCCACCUGAGCUUCCUGCACCCCGAGGGCACAGAGCCCACGUCUGCCCCAGAGAGCGUCAUCAGCGCUCAUUACAGCGAAGACGCUCUGAUGGACGGUGAAGAUGCCACGGAGCAGGACAUCCACCUGGCCCUGGACUCCGACAACUCCAGCGCAGGUUCGAGCGGCUGCAGGAAUUGGGAGGAUGCGGCGGCGGUGGCAGUGCCCACCUUUCAGUUCAAGCCACACUUACCCAUGCAGGCGGUGGUCAUGGAAAAGUCCAACGACCACUUCAUUGUCAGGAUCAGGCACACGUCCACCAGCAUCGCUACCAGCCCAGACCAGAAUGCCACGUCUUCUGAAAAAGAAUCCCAAAAGGUGGUGGGAGCCAGAGUGGAAUCAAUGGGUUCUGCACACUCCAUCCCUGACACUUCCCCCAACGGAAUUGUCCCUGGGCAAUCUCAGAGGCCAGCUUCCUGUGAGAACCCUGAACUCCACCUUCAAUGUGAAGUACCCUUGAAAAAUUCACUUUCAGGAAGCAGUCCACCAGGGAAAACUGUGAAUUGCCCUGACGUGAAUGCUGCACAUUCUCAUGAAGAGCCAGUGGAGCCUCCUCCUACAAACAGUGAGAUUGCAGAAUCUGCAUCACCCUCUGAACUUGUAAUCAUGGCCGAGGAAGGUGGUGCUUCAAAGAAGUCCUGCGUGAUCAGGUUAAAACGGAAGAAGCACCACUCUCAACCGAGGGCGAAGAGAGUCAAAAUGGAGCAUACCCAAGAGAAGGCGCACAAGCAGAGAAAGAAAAACUCAUCCAGUGGUUCUAAAAACAAAGGGAUUGGGACACCCAGGAAGAAGAGGAAUAAAACAAAGUCUCCUCCGCUGUCACCCAAUAGCUUGUCUGCCAAGAAUGUUAUCAGAAAAAAGGGUGAGGUGGUGGUGACAUGGACCAGGGAUGAAGACCGGGAUAUUCUUAUUGAACUGAAGAAGAAAGGUGCUUCUCCGGACACAUUUACUGCUCUUUCAGCCAAGAUGAACAAACCCCCAGCUCUGAUUGCUGAGAGAUUUUUCCAGCUGAUGAAACUUUUCAAGAAGAAGGAGAAGAUGGAUAGCUGAGCCUUCGGGAGAAAUGCAGUGAUCCCACUUGGAUGAAGCGUCUGGAUGCCAUAGCAUCAUCAGCCUUGCACCGAUAAUGCUGAUGUGGAAGAGGCCAUUUGGAGUGUAUGUGAGCUGACUGAGGAAGACAAGCUGGUGCAUCUAGGGAGGCUGUAUUUUUCUGUUGUUUGAGGAUACCUCAAGCCAAGGCAAUUAAACGCUGGACCCCAACAGGGUAUGCACUUGAGGCCUUUGGGAGUGGCAAAGAUGAUGACCGUGAUUACAUUUUGCAGAAACUUUCUGAAAAGAAAGUGUCUGGUACUGGUGGAAUCUGGGUCUACUGGUGUGUGUACCACCAGCAGUGGAAAGAAUAACAAGAGUUGGUACGACAUGGACACAUUUUAAAAAUCUGCAGUUUUACCUUUUUUACAGCUUUAUUUACUUGAAUUUCUCACACCUUAUCCACAAAGUAAAGUUUAAAGGCAUGUACAUCACAUGUCUGUUAAUGUAUCACCUGUGGUUGUGCUCUCUGAUGGAUUCAGUUCUGUAUUUAAGAGGAGGGCAGUUUCUUAAAUGGUUUGGUGUGCACAAGAUUUAGCAGAGUAUUCACAAAAAGCAGAUUUACAGAUUUGCAACUGAUUGCCGCUGUUGCGUGCUGUAAUGCAGAUGGUCCUGGUAGCAUACUAAAAUUGUCAUGGGAUCAAGACAGAAAUCAAUAAAAAAGUCUGUUUUUUUAACACAAUUUUUCUAUGCACUGGAAUUAUCCAUUGAGGUUUUGGGGGAAUAUCUACCUCGUUUUGAUUUUAAAAUUUUUUUGUUACCUCAUUUUGGAAUUUGGAAUUUUUGCUUUUCAUUAGGCUAAUUUGUGACAUCCUUUCAAGUUGAUAAUGAAACAUUUACUUUGUGCAUAAACAAGGCAUCAGUCAGACUUUGGUUUUCACAUAAAAAUGCUUGAUGAUGCCCUGAUUUGAGGCUGUUUGCACUCAACUUGUGAAGGAAGAAUGUGGUGUCCUGAUCUUCCCGGCAAUACAUUAAACUUGUUUUAAAACUUGAAAAUAUAAAUGUGAACUUGGCAUUUAAAAGGACACCAAGCCCCAUUGCAGUCAGUUCUUUGACAGUAUACCCUUUGAUCAGUUUUUCCUCUGCUCGGUACACAGUGUGGGGGAACAAAUGUAUUUCAAUCCAUUGCUCUCUGUGAUUGGUCAGAAAAUUUUUUAAGUAACACUUCUGGUGACUUUUUCUGUCAGUCAUACAUAUUCCAUUUGACACCAUCUGCCAGCUAAUAAAUAAGGACUUUGACCAUUUAGCUUGUAUUAUUUGGAUGGAUAAGUAAGUAAAUUUACAGGACGGAGGAUUUUUGCCUUUUUUAUUUUUGGAACUUGAAAGGAUGAAUGACAGGUGGCCAUUUGGUCCUUUAGUAAUAUUAUUUCUAUGUCAAUCAAACUUGUGAAUAUUGUACAUUUCACAUCAUUUUUAAAAUAAAAACUAACUUAUCCUUAAGAAUGUGGUAUAUUUAUUUGGUGAGUGUAAACCAAACUUUUGUCAAGCCAAUAAAUGCCAUUUU